Messenger RNA from Oxyura jamaicensis (ruddy duck), 3760 nucleotides. RefSeq names its product TOR signaling pathway regulator (gene TIPRL). The coding region runs from base 112 to 933 and encodes 273 amino acids. The transcript has 7 exons. The record is from RefSeq and is a predicted model, not a curated record. Gene Ontology annotation, biological process: TOR signaling. Lineage: Eukaryota; Metazoa; Chordata; Aves; Anseriformes; Anatidae. Gene Ontology annotation, cellular component: cytosol.
GGUUGCGGCGGCGCCGUGGCUGCCGUUAGGGCUGCGGCAGGGAGCCGAGCCGAGCCGUGCCGGGUCGUGCCGCCCCUUCCAGGCGGCGGGGCCGUGCCCUCGGCCUGCGCCAUGCACCCCGUUUUCCAGAGCAGCCGGCGCGACUUCACCUUCGGGCCCUGGCGGCUGAGCGCCGCCCGCACGCACAUCAUGAAGUCGGCGCAGGCCGAGAGAUUGGCUGAAGAAUUACACAUGCCUUCCCUGCCAGAGAUGAUGUUUGGAGACAAUAUCCUAAGAAUACAGCAUGAUCGUGGUUUUGGAAUUGAGUUCAAUGCAACAGAUGCUUUAAAAUGUGUCAAUAAUUGCCAAGGUAUGAUCAAAGUGGCUUGUGCAGAGGAGUGGCAAGAGAGCAGGAGCGAGACUGAGCACACUAAGGAGGUAGUCAAGCCGUAUGACUGGACUUACACAACUGACUACAAAGGAACAUUGCUGGGAGAUACUGCAACGUUAAAGGUUGUUCCUACAACAGAACACAUAAAUACGGAGAAAUUGAAAGCCAGGGAGCAAAUUAUGUUUUUUGAAGAAGUACUUCUGUUUGAAGAUGAACUUCAUGAUCAUGGAGUGUCAAGUUUGAGUGUAAAAAUAAGAGUUAUGCCUUCCAGCUUUUUUGUGCUCCUGAGAUUUUUCUUGCGAGUUGAUGGGGUACUUAUCAGGAUGAAUGAUACAAGGCUUCAUCAUGAGGCUGACAAGGCCUAUAUGUUGCGAGAAUAUACAUCCAGAGAAAGCAAAAUAUCAAGUUUAAAGCAUGUACCACCUUCCCUGUUCACGGAACCUAAUGAGAUUUCUCAGUAUCUACCCAUAAAGGAGACGAUCUGUGAGAAGCUAGAAUUCCCAGAGAAGCUGGAGCCUAAACCAGAAGCAUCACUGGAAACCAUGUGUGUUAAGUCUAAAUAAAUGUGACUUUAUAUGGACUUGAAUUCGACUGGAGAUCAUGUGAUUGUGUAGCCAUUACCAGGGGGCACGGUUUCACUACUAGUGGAAUAAAGUAUUUGGCUAAUUUUUCUGUAGCCCUAAAAGAAAACAGGAUUCAUUUCAAGCAGGUUUUGCUAAUAUUUUUUGAUCUUUGUUUAUUUUAAACUUGUAUCUGGCGUUAUCUGAUAGACUGACGGCGAAUUACAGUCUUCAGUGGCAUUGGAGGACUCUGACAAUUGAGAGUCUAGGUUCUGUUCAGUUCACCACUUAGGCAGGAUAUUGCCUGGACUCUCCAACACAAACACUCCUAUGAAGAUUCUGUUAUUGCUGCCUCAGAUACCAAAAGACUACUAGAGUCAUAAGAUUGGCUUAAUUUUAUUUUUAUUGAAAAAUUGUCUACAGUAAAAAUAAAUAAAAUUCUUCUGCAUACGUUAUGAGCUUUCAGUCCUAAACUACUCUUUUUGCUUGGUUUCCUCUACUGUGAGCUGAUAACCAAUUAAAUUAUUUCUUAGAAUCCUGAUCCAGAUUUCUAACUUAAGAAUAUUCAUUUCAUCUGAGAAUAGUUUUAAGGAGAAGUAAAAAGUUGUAUUUGUUUGACACUUUAUAAAGGUAAAAUUACCUUACUUGUGAGACAUUAACUCUAGAGCAGGAGACAAGCUGGAGAUUAACAGAGACACAUACUGGUUAAGCCUCUUCGCAAAUACUUGCUUAAUUCGGUGUCAGCGAGAUUUCUUUAGGCAGUUUUGGAGACUAUUACCCGGGGUCUCUAAGCUGCUACAGUCAUGCUAUACUGGAAAUGCAUUGUGCUGUAUUUACCUUCCAUUGGGCAUACCAGAUGGUGCCCGUGUAUGAUGGUUAUACUGUUCUGAUAUUCAAUUUGCUAAAUUAGAGUGGCUUAUGGCUGAGGAAAAGAGGGCUUUUUAGUCUUCAAUCCCUAACGGAUGCUGGUAUUUACAAAUUGAGAAACGGGAGCUAAAUAGCCUUAAAAGGGGACACUAGCAUGUAUUUCAGAUAUGUAAUUUUGGUUUAUUUUUAAAAGUCUUUAAAUUGUAAUAUCAGUAGAAGUGUGAUCACGUAUACAGUUACGGUUUUAAAUCAGUAAUUUUUGGAUCAAACUUUAAAUAAUUCUAUUGCUUUUGGAAAUCCUAAAUUACGUGAAUGGUUUGGUCUAAGACUGGGGGAGCUAGACUUGUAGGUUUCCUUCUUGCACUCAAUGAAGUGCCAGAAGCAAAGCAGUAGUGACAAGUGGGCCUUGUGCUUUAGGGCAAUGGCAGAUAAAAAUGCUCCAAGACACCAGAAUGUGUACAUUUUAGUUAAAAAUCUUCAGAUUCUACACUGCAUGUCUUUAAAUACCAAGUUUUGGGGUGGCUUGUUUCUAUUAACCAGGUCUUUUGAGAAGUGGUUCUCAUUUAAAUAAACUGUUUUUAUACAAUUGUACUACUACUUAACUGACUGUGUUCUUAAUAAAACAACCCACCUUGUUUCACUUCUGUUAAAGGCAGCCUGGUCUAAUCAUUUGAUCCUAUGGUUGGAAGGCAGGAGCUAAUGUCAGUUUUUCCUGUGUCACUGAUUUAUUCUAACCACAGGGAAGUUACUUGUGUGCCUCAGUUCCCUGUAUGCAAAAAUGAGAGUAAGCCUCACUGAGUAUUGUGAGAAUUAUUUUUUUAAAAGAGUUGCUGAUGAGAAUAGGUUUUCUCUUUUUUUAUUCCCCUUAAUAGACCUUCAGCCUUACCUUUGUAAAGGACUACUACAAAAGAAACUUAUGAUCCAUAGGAUAAAAUGAGUGAAGGGAACUGCAAUAUAAAAAGUCUCUGAAAGAAAUUACUCAUAAUCAGGCAAACUGCAUGAGUGAAUUUAUGGCUGCUCUGAAGUAGGGGUGAGGUCCUGUGUAUUCCACAUAUGUGAGUCCUAAUUCUAUUUUUUUUCAUCUUGCACUUGUUUUCUAAAGACUUUAGGAAUGAUGAAGUGUGUAUCUGUUUGUAAAUGAAUGCAGCGUGGAAAUGAUCAAAAUUAAUUUGGUAAUAAAAGGUUAUUUAUGACCCCUCCAGCAGCAAAGGGGUAGGAGGAGAGAAUGGAAAGGAAGGGAACAACAACCUGGAGGGGAUGAAGAGAUAGUUGGCUAGUAGAAGUAAAUCAUGGCACUUCUUUUAAUGUAAGCACUUACUACUCUACAUGCCUUAAAGGCUUAUAAAACACACUUUAAAAUCAGAGAUGGAAGUGACUGGUGUUGUGCUAGCAUGAAGGAAAUCAUAUCCACAUUAAUUAAAGUUGUGAUUUGGGUUUAGUCAGUGAUGCUAACACUAAUUUCCAUGGGGCUAAAGUAUGGGGAGGGAACCCACAGAAUCAAUACUUGCUGUUGAGAAGGGUGCUCUGCAUGUCUAGUUUAUAUUGUGCAUUUUAUCUUGUCGAUCAUACUUACUAAUAUGUGACCUGUUGAUGCAGUUGUCUUGGACGGGCUUGAAUCCUGAAUAUAUAGAUAUAUCCAUCUAUUUUGGGUGCUGUGCAUUUAAGUGGAACACAAAUAUUGGAGAAAUCACAAGAACGUGUUUAGAAAGUCAGUUACCACAAAGUAAAACUUGGAACAUUCUUUGUCACUGUUACAUCACGUAGAUUAUCAAGAAACAGCACUAUCCUGUAGUGCAAGCUCUCAUGUACAACUUUGCCAGAGAAAAAUACUACUUUGGAUAUAUCAUUUUGGAGGGAGGGAGUGGGGUGAUUCUCCAGCUGUUUUGUAGCAUGUUGUUACAACAUCUAUACAAUGGUUUAUAUUCUUUCUCCUAUGUUGCUAAAUAAAAUAUACCUGACGUUU